This is a messenger RNA of Nakaseomyces glabratus, 693 nucleotides long. RefSeq lists its product as uncharacterized. The record is from RefSeq and is a predicted model, not a curated record. NCBI's taxonomy places the organism in Eukaryota, Fungi, Ascomycota, Saccharomycetes, Saccharomycetales, Saccharomycetaceae.
AUGCGGGUCAUCAGAUUCAAAGGUUACGGUAAGAAACUCCAACGGAAAGUUAGAGAACCCAAACCAAUAAAUUUAAAAUAUGCGCAACUACUCAAUAGGACAUUUGUUAUUCAAAACUUCACAUAUACGCAUGCCAAGCUUAAAAGAGAUGAUUUUGAGGAUGAAAUUGUAAGUGACGGAGAUUAUGAGGAGUUGGUGAAUGAAUUCAGAGCAGCAAAUAAUAAGCAGGAACAGGUGGAACGGGAGGAGCAGGAGGAAAUCUCUCCUGUGGGUUCCAAUGAUGUGGAAUUACAAGUAGCUCAGCACCGUCCACAGCUCAAACUGCGACAUGUCUCUUUUAUGAAAGAUGAAACAAACAAUAUUAAAUCUUCGAAAUCGGCUACCAUUCUUCACUCAAUGGGUAAUGAAUCCGUGCUACAAACAUCAAAGGUGAAGCAUCAACGCAUUAUUGCUAAAAAAAUGGUGUCAUUGCAGGCAAAUAACACUAUUGUACAUACUUCACAGAAAUCGCACUGUAAACCGAAGUCUUCUCAUGUAGGAACCAUAUUGCAUCUAAAUCGAUGCAAUAAUAAUUCGAUGCCAAUUAACAAAUUUAUGACAAACACUUCACACAUGUUAAAAACAUCAAAAAGAGAGUCCGUGUAUUCUCCGAAAGCCCCCUUCUCAUUUAGAGUGAAAUUAAAUCGCAGAUAA